Molecule: messenger RNA, 2759 nt
Organism: Pyrus x bretschneideri (Chinese white pear)
Lineage: Eukaryota; Viridiplantae; Streptophyta; Magnoliopsida; Rosales; Rosaceae
Product: putative pentatricopeptide repeat-containing protein At3g05240
Exons: 1
Coding region: 480-2126 (548 amino acids)
Biological process (GO): RNA modification
Molecular function (GO): protein binding; RNA binding
Source: RefSeq, a predicted model, not a curated record
UCAAGCGGCAGUUCCAUACAUAUGCGGACAAACUUUCAUUCGCUGCCGUCGGAAUAAAAAAAAUAUGUACAAAUAAAGGAUCACAGGUCUGUGCACGGCGAGUUCGACCUCUGCUGCCUCUGUAGUUACUCCCGGAGCACUCCAACCUAAGCGUUGCAUGCACACAGCAUCGUAUGCUUCAAUGUUCAAACCCGAAGCAAGAAAUAGUUCCACCUCGUCUACAAACCGAUUGGUUCUAGCUGCCAGGAAAGGCCCUGCUGCAUCAGACAAAGUUCAGACAAAGAGUUCAUUGAAAUUUUGCACGUUUUCAAGCACUUUAAUGUUGUUCUUUCUCGUAUCUUGUCCAAAAGAACUCAAAAGACGGGAACUAAACUUUGGAACAUUAUUCGAUUUUUCAAUUGAAGAUCUAGGGAGUAACACACAUCACCUUAUCAGGGAUGAAUUAAUCACGCCAUUCACUCUUGGAAAAAUGCAGAAGCAUGAGUGAAUUGAAACAAAUACAUGGGCUGAUGAUCACCACCUCUGUUGUUAACAAUGUAAUCCAGCUAAGUAGGCUUAUUGAUUUUUGUACCAAUUCCGAGACGAGAAACCUCGGCUACGGGAAGAAAGUUUUCCGGCGGAUCAGUCAGCCUAGUGUCUACAUCUGGAACUCAAUGAUCAGAGGCUACUCCAAUAGUGAGAACCCGGUUGAGUCUUUGAUUAUGUACAGAAAAAUGCUGCAUAGGGGUUACUUGCCCGACAAUUUUACUUUCCCAUUCGUGCUUAAAUCGUGUUCUGUGAUCGCUGAUUACCGUUAUGGAAAAUGUGUUCAUAACUGCAUUGUGAAAACUGGGCAUGGGUUGGAGGUCUAUGGCUCUACUUGUUUGCUUAGAAUGUAUGCUUCAUGUGCAGAUAUGGAAUCUGCACUCAAGGUGUUUGAUAUUAUUCCCAAGUGGAAUGUAGUUGCUUGGACUAGUUUGAUUUCUGGGUUUGUUAACAACAGUCGGGCUAUCGAGGCUAUGAAGGUGUUCAAGGAUAUGGAACUUCACAAUGUACAGCCUAAUGAGAUCACCAUGGUGCAUGUUGUAGUCGCUUGUGCACGAAGUAGGGAUAUUGAUACAGGAAAGUUGGUUCACAGUCGUAUUCACCAACUAGGGUUUGAUCCAUUUGGUUCAAGUUUUAACUUUAAUGUAGUUCUUGCAACUGCCUUAUUAGAUAUGUAUGCAAAAUGUGGCAGCUUGAGAACUGCAAGGGAUCUGUUCAACAAAAUGGCUCAAAAAAACUUGGUUACCUGGAAUUCGAUGAUUAGUGCUUAUAAUCAGUAUGGCCGGGCUGAGGAGGCAAUCGAUCUCUUUUCUGAUAUGCGGAUUGCUGGUUUUGUUCCAGACCAAACUACCUUUCUAGGCGUAAUAGGUGCUUGUGUGCAGUUGGGGGCUUUGGCAUUCGGACGAAGUCUUCAUUCAUAUGUAUCGAAAACUAGCAUGUGCAAAGAUACUACAAUUGGGACUGCCUUAGUUGACAUGUAUGCUAAAAUUGGAGAUGCAGGAAGUGCUCGAAGAAUUUUCGAGAACUUGCAGAAGAAAGAUGUGAUGGCAUGGACUAGCAUGAUUAUCUGUUUAGCUGCGCAUGGACACGGUAUGGAAGCUCUACAUACAUUCAGAAAAAUGCAAGAGGAUGCUAGUGUUAUUCCAGACCAGAUCACUUACAUUGGGGUUUUAUCGGCAUGUAGCCAUAUCGGUCUUGUAGAGGAGGGUCAGAGACAUUUUGCCUCAAUGGUAAAUCUUUACAGCAUAAAGCCGACUGUGGAUCAUUAUUGCUGCAUGGUUGAUCUUCUGAGUCGAGCAGGCCGCUUUGAUGAGGUGAUGACACUGCUGGAAGAGAUGCCGAUCCAACCCAAUGUUGCUGUCUGGGGAACUCUCUUGAACGGCUGCGAGAUACAUGAAAAUGCUGAUCUAGCUGACGAAGUAAGAAGAUACAUAACAGAGAUGGAACCUCAUGGCAGUGGAGUUUAUGUUCUGCUGUCCAAUAUAUACGCUAGGGCUGGUCGAUGGCAGGAAGUAAAUCGGAUUAGAGAACUGAUGAAAAACAGGAAUAUUGCCAAAAAUCUCGGGCAUAGUUCGGUCGAAAUGGAGUUGUUAAGUUCGUAAGUGUACGAAAACAUUCCAAGAUGAGAUAUAUUGUGUAUGUUCUGCCUGUCAUAAUCUCAGAAGAGCAGGUAUGUCCAAGGCCUUGGUCAUUAGUGUUCAACUGAAACAGAUAUUUCAAUCCCAAUACUUCGAAAUCCUCCGGAAAAUCUCGAUAAUAAUUGAGAAAAAUUAUCGGGAGUAAGCUGUACCGAAGAGGAUCAGAUCGAAGUUACUUAUAGUGCAAACUGCAGGUUGCCACGGUUGUGCGAAUGGGAAGACCUUCCAUUCCCAAAACUGUGGCAACCUGAAGUUUGCAAUGGAAGAAUGAGACCAUUGCCAGCAACAGCCUUGAAGAAUGUUCACAAUUGUAACCAACUAGAACGUCAUAGCAAAUGGUCGAAGAAAAGCUGAAGGUCUCAGGAUUUCUUGUAUUCUUUGAGGUAUCCUGUACUUCGGAGUUUUUAGCUGUUAGAUUUUAGGUUGAGGAUAAAAAUGACUCCAACAACAAAAAACCUCGAAGUAUAGGAUACAUGGAGCCAGGGUUCUAGAAGGCGCUAGUCAGGUGGCGAGUAAGAGCCUAACGCCUAAGCAUCUAGGCAGGGGUCUAUGCGGUUUUUUAAUAUUAAUUAAAUUUAUUAUAUAACAUAUAAAUAA